GUACGGCAAUAUUACUUCCUCUCAAAAGCUUGCUGGAUCGCUCGCGGGUUCAAGCCCAGCAGUAUUUCCACUGGCCCAAGCCCUAAUUCGAUCGGCAAAUUCGUAACUCUCCACGCUAAUGGCGGCGAUUAAAUCUUGUUCCGCCGGCCGCUUCAAAAGCCCCGCCAUUUCCCUCCGCCAAGCCAGCGCCGGCGGGCGCAUCAAAAUGCCCGCCUUUCCUAUCAUUAAUCUCAGACCAGGAAUCAAGCUAUCAGCAUCCGCCUCCCGUGCAAUCAAGUGUGUGUUAUCGGAGUUCCUGGCUGUGGCUGAUCCGAUAAAGGACUCCUCGAUAACCGUCGAGGGUCUCCGACAAUUGGAUGACGGGGGCGGCGGCGCCGACGAUGGUUCCGGAGAAAAUGGAGGGUUUCACGGCGGCGGCGGCGGCGGAGGUCGCGGUGGCGAUGACGCCGCGGAGAAGGAGGUUUGGCCCAUAAUGUUACUCGCGGAUGAGGAUGUGAUUAAAAUGGCGGAUGAGGUGCGGGGCCUAGAACUUCCAGCUUAUAUGCCGGAAGCUGCCGAGGCCGCCGGAAUCCGAACCCAAUUUCUCCUUAAUCAGAUGAUGGCCGAUCCGGGUUUCCUCUUCCAUGUUGGAACAAAGGUAGUAAUUGGUUCAUGUAGUGCAGCAGUUGCUGAAUUUGUGAAAUGGGGGAAAGAUUUAUGGUCAAAGCUUGAGAUGUGGAAAGCUUUUGCUGCAAUUACAGUAAAUGUUUCUGUAGUUAAUAUGCUAGCUCGAAUUGGGAAGCCUUACACAGCUUGCUUAGUCCCUCCCAGUACAGAGGAAGCUUGUGCUGCUCUUCCCAGCAGUGUUGUUGAGGCUGGAAGGCCGGGACAUAGAUCCUCAUUGAUGCAGCAACUGGCUACUUACUUCUAUAAGGGUUCGUUGUAUGGUUCAGUUGCAUUUGGGUGCGGAUUACUUGGUCAGGGCAUUGCAAAUACGAUCAUGAAUAUCAAGCGGAGGGUGAUGAAGUUAGAAGAGGACAUCACUGUAAACAAGUCGGAAGAGGACAUCCCUACACCACUUCAAGUCGGAACUGGCAUCCUUCGGGGUGUGUUUCGCGGUGCAUCUUCCUGCACACCGUACCAAGUCAUCAAGGGGAUGGAACGAGUUGUCGAAGCUGCAUUGCCAUUGGUGAGGCAAGCCCCUCCUCUCCCCAACCCCUCCACCGUUGGAGUUCCAUUCACCUGCAACAUCGCCAACAACAUCAACGGCGGCGGGAUUGAUGGAACCCUGUGUUUACUUGUUAUAAUUUUUGCUAUAUUUUGCUUAGUAUUAGCAUUCACAGCUGUACUGCUGUAGGGGGUAUUGUCCUGCUGUUUAGUGGAAGGUCAGUUAUGUUAUUUAGGGUUUCUAGGUCAUGGUACCUCUUGCCACCCUAUUAACACUUUUAAUGGUAUUAUUAUAUAGUAAGAGUAAUGUCUAUUUUUUAUCCAAUUCUUUUUCAGAUUCUUUCAUAUUAUCUAAAUUUAUCGAAAUACUAAGAAUUAGUCAAAUGUUAACUUCCAAUGAGCAAUUUUGUUAGUAAUAUUGACUUGGCAACAUGAUACUGACUUGGAAGAGACUAGGGAUGGCAAUGGGUCGGGUCGGGGGCGGAUAGCGCAUAUCCGUUACCCUACCCAAUGUAGUUCGGGUUUUACCCAUACCCGUACCCAUACCAGAAACGGGUAGAAAAUCAAAACCAUGCCCAUACCAGUUCGGGUUUCGGGUAUUCACGGUUAUCCAUGGGUAAUAAUUUCUCCUUAUAAUUCCAACCAAUAUGUUAACAUUCACACGUAUACUCACAUUACGUAAGAGGAAAAGUACGACAAUAAUUCACUAGAAUGACG
Linum trigynum is the source of this 1863-nucleotide messenger RNA. NCBI's taxonomy places the organism in Eukaryota, Viridiplantae, Streptophyta, Magnoliopsida, Malpighiales, Linaceae. The record is from the annotation of a GenBank genome assembly.